Xenopus laevis (African clawed frog) is the source of this 7584-nucleotide messenger RNA. RefSeq names its product thyroid hormone receptor interactor 12 S homeolog (gene trip12.S). Gene Ontology annotation, molecular function: ubiquitin-protein transferase activity; ubiquitin protein ligase activity; zinc ion binding. The coding region runs from base 314 to 6484 and encodes 2056 amino acids. Gene Ontology annotation, biological process: ubiquitin-dependent protein catabolic process; DNA damage response; proteasome-mediated ubiquitin-dependent protein catabolic process. The transcript has 43 exons. Gene Ontology annotation, cellular component: nucleoplasm; nucleus; nuclear speck. The record is from RefSeq and is a predicted model, not a curated record. NCBI's taxonomy places the organism in Eukaryota, Metazoa, Chordata, Amphibia, Anura, Pipidae.
UGCUGCGGCGGAAGAAUCUUUUCUGGCUGAAAAAUAGUGCUGCGCGGAGGGAUCUGGGACGCGCGCGUCCUCAGCUGAUUGCCGAGAAGGAGCUGGAGAGAAUCGGCGAUAUUAGGGGGAGCGCUGCGGAGACAGAGGAGCCGCUGGUGGCGCGGCAGGGGACGCUGUUACGCGAACUACAACUCCCAGCAGGCCUUGCUACGGUGUCGCCGCUGUGAGAUCCCUGUGUGAAUCCUAUGCGGAGAGGGAGCUCUCGUGAAGUAGUGAAUGGUAGUGUCUGGAAAGGGUAUGUCCCUUCAGGAGAGAGGUGCCAAUGUCCAGCCGGCCUAAUAGCAAUCCAGGGGGGUCACUGCGACGUUCACAGAGGAACACUGCUGGGGCCCAGCCGCAAGAGGACACUGCAGGAGGAAGAUCCAAUUUAGAACAGGCAGAGAAACAGACCCAUAGCCUUCCUGAGAGCAGAAAAUCUCAUUGUAAGACCCCCAAAGUGCAGUCUAAUACAACCUCUGGCCCGUCCAAAGGACACAGCUCUAAAAGGGGCUAUAACUCUUCUAAUUUAUUACCAAAUCCAGAGGAUACCGAGCAAAUAAACACCUCAGAGAUUCAAAGACCCAAGAAAGACAACCCCCGUGGUGUAAAACGCAGUGCUAGUCCAGAUCGCAGUCGGACCAACUCUCCCAGCUCUGCUAAAAAGUCCAAAGCCAUUCAGCACGCUGAGUCCUCCGCUACGAGGCGACCAAAUAAUAAAGCCAAGAAGAGACAGGGCAGCCAAGAGCAGCCGGUUCCUUCUGCAUCAUUGCCAUCAACAAGCAAAGCCCACGGCAGGAAGGGUGGAUCCCAAGGCACAUCCCCAUUACCUAAAAGAAAAAGGAAAGAACUCUCAUCUUGUGUAAAAAGCAGUACCACGGCCGUUGUAUCGACCUGUGAAGAAGAAAGACCUCCAAAACUAACCAAGCUGGCUUCAAAACCGGCCACCUCAGCCAAAGCUGGGUGUAGCAACAUCACAGAUUCAUCUUCUUCUGCUUCAACAUCUUCCUCCUCUUCUGCUGUUGCCUCUGUCUCUGCAGCACCUCCAGGAGCCCGUGUAAAGCAAGGAAAGGACCAGAACAAGGCAAGACGUUCCCGGUCUGCUUCCAGCCCCAGUCCUCGGAGAAGCAGUCGGGAGAAAGAGCAGACUAAAACCAGUGGCUCCUCUAAAUUUGAUUGGGCAGCUCGUUUUAGCCCAAAGGUCAGUCUCCCAAAAACAAAGCUCUCUCUACCAGGCUCUUCCAAGGCUGAGACAUCGAAACCUGGACCCUCUGGAUUGCAGGCAAAACUAGCAAACUUAAGAAAAUCUACUAAGAAGCGCAGUGAGUCGCCACCCGCUGAGCUCCCCAGCCUGCGGCGGAGCACACGCCAAAAGACCACGGGCUCCUGUGCUAGCACCAGUCGGCGAGGCUCUGGCCUUGGCAAGCGAGCAGCGGCUGAAGCUCGCCGACAGGAGAAGAUGGCCGAUCCUGAUAACCAGGAAGGGGCAAAUUCUUCAGCUGCUCGUACAGAUGAGACUGCACAGGGUGCAGCAGCUUCUAGCUCUGUAGCAGGUGCAGUUGGGAUGACUACCUCUGGGGAGAGUGAGAGCGAUGACUCUGAAAUGGGACGUCUUCAAGCUCUUCUGGAGGCCCGAGGUCUUCCUCCCCACCUCUUUGGACCCCUUGGACCUAGGAUGUCCCAGCUCUUCCAUCGGACUAUUGGAAGUGGGGCUAGCUCCAAGGCACAGCAACUGCUGCAGGGUCUCCAAGCAACAGAUGAGAGCCAGCAGCUCCAGGCAGUCAUUGAGAUGUGCCAGUUACUGGUGAUGGGAAAUGAAGAGACGUUGGGUGGGUUCCCAGUGAAAAGUGUUGUCCCAGCACUGAUAACACUGCUGCAGAUGGAGCACAAUUUUGAUAUUAUGAACCAUGCAUGUCGAGCCUUAACCUACAUGAUGGAAGCACUUCCUCGCUCCUCGGCAGUAGUUGUUGAUGCCAUCCCUGUGUUUUUGGAGAAGUUGCAAGUCAUUCAGUGCAUUGAUGUGGCUGAACAGGCUCUCACUGCCCUUGAAAUGUUAUCACGGAGGCACAGCAAAGCAAUUUUGCAGGCUGGAGGACUUGCCGAUUGCCUCUUGUACCUGGAAUUCUUCAGCAUCAACGCACAGAGGAAUGCUUUAGCCAUAGCAGCUAACUGUUGCCAGAGUAUCAGCCCAGACGAGUUUCACUUUGUUGCAGAUUCUUUACCAUUGCUAACCCAGAGGUUAACACAUCAGGAUAAGAAAUCUGUGGAGAGCACUUGCCUCUGUUUCGCACGAUUGGUAGACAACUUUCAGCAUGAAGAGAACCUACUGCAACAAGUGGCUUCUCGGGACCUGCUUACCAACAUUCAGCAGCUUCUUGUCGUGACACCCCCCAUUCUGAGCUCUGGCAUGUUUAUUAUGGUGGUCCGCAUGUUCUCUUUAAUGUGUUCCAACUGCCCCACGCUGGCCGUGCAGCUCAUGAAGCAGAACAUUGCUGAGACUCUGCACUUCCUCCUUUGUGGGGCUUCAAAUGGUAGUUGCCUGGAGCAAAUUGACCUGGUCCCAAGAAGUCCUCAGGAGCUAUAUGAACUGACCUCACUUAUAUGUGAGCUGAUGCCUUGCUUACCAAAAGAAGGAAUAUUUGCUGUUGAUACAAUGAUAAAGAAGGGCAAUGCCCAAAACACAGAUGGAGCGAUAUGGCAAUGGAGGGAUGACCGUGGACUCUGGCACCCAUACAGCAGGAUCGACAGCAGGAUCAUCGAGGCAGCCCAUCAGGUUGGUGAGGAUGAGAUAAGUUUGUCUACACUGGGGCGUGUUUAUACUAUUGAUUUUAAUUCUAUGCAGCAAAUCAACGAGGAUACCGGAACUGCACGCGCCAUUCAAAGAAAGCCUAACCCUGUAGCCAAUGCUAACACUACUGGACAUUCUGAGCUUAAAAGAGAUGACGCCAGAGCACAGCUGAUGAAAGAGGACCCUGAGCUGGCUAAGUCUUUCAUUAAGACCUUGUUUGGAGUGCUUUAUGAAGUGUACAGCUCUUCUGCAGGACCUGCUGUUAGACACAAGUGCCUUAGAGCAAUCCUUAGGAUCAUUUACUUUGCAGAUGCUGAGCUUCUGAAAGAUGUUCUAAAGAACCAUGCAGUAUCCAGUCAUAUUGCAUCCAUGCUGUCAAGUCAAGACCUCAAAAUCGUAGUGGGAGCUCUUCAGAUGGCUGAAAUCUUAAUGCAGAAGCUGCCUGAUAUUUUUAGUGUGUACUUCAGAAGGGAAGGUGUCAUGCACCAGGUUAAAAAUUUGGCUGAAUCAGAAGCGCUUCUUACGAGCCCACCAAAAGUUUGCACAAACGGCUCUGGAUCUCUAGGGAGCACAACAACCAUAAGCACCGGAAGUGGCACUGCAUCUGGGAAUAGUGCUGCUGAUUUGGGUUCCCCAAGCCUGCAGCAUCGGGAAGACUCUCUGGAUCUUAGCCCACCAGGCCGACUAAGUGAUGUCCUGAAGAGGAAGCGGCUGCCGAAACGUGGGCCAAGGAGACCAAAGUAUUCCCCGCCUAGGGAUGAAGACAAAGUUGACAAUCAAGCUAAAAGCCCUACGACAACACAGUCUCCCAAAUCUUCAUUCCUAGCCAGCCUAAACCCUAAAACCUGGGGCAGAUUAAGCACUCAGUCAAACAGCAACAACAUCGAGCCAGCAAGGACAGCAGGUGUCAGCGGAUUGGCCAGGGCAGCUUCCAAGGAUACGAUUUCUAACAACAGAGAAAGAAUACGUGGCUGGAUUAAAGAGCAAGCUCACAAAUUUGUGGAUAGAUAUUUCAGCUCAGAGAACAUGGACGGCAGUAAUCCUGCUCUUAAUGUGCUGCAGCGACUCUGCAAUGCCACAGAACAGCUCAACCUCCAGGUGGACGGAGGAGUUGAGUGCCUUGUGGAAAUCCGUAGCAUUGUCUCCGAGUCAGACGUCUCUUCUUUUGAAAUCCAGCACAGCGGGUUUGUGAAACAGCUGCUAUUGUACAUGACUUCCAAGAGUGAUAAAGACAUAGUGAACCGUGAUAUAAGACUUAAACGAUUUCUUCAUGUUUUCUUCGGCGCCCCUCUCCCUGGAGAGGAACCACUUGCAAAACUGGAUCCAACAGAAAAUAGGCACUUGUUAGCACUGGUCCAUAAGAUGAACAAUUGCCUUAGUCAGAUGGAACAGUUUCCAGUCAAAGUGCAUGAUUUCCCUAGUGGUAAUGGGACAGGAAGCCGAGGAUCACAAGCUUUAAAGUUUUUCAACACUCACCAGCUGAAGUGUCAGCUUCAGAGGCACCCGGAUUGCACUAAUGUAAAGCAGUGGAAGGGCGGUCCUGUUAAAAUAGAUCCAUUAGCCCUUGUACAAGCAAUUGAAAGAUACCUAGUUGUUAGAGGUUAUGGAAGAGUUAGAGAAGAUGAUGAAGAUAGUGAUGAUGAUGGCUCUGAUGAAGAGAUAGAUGAAUCUUUGGCUGCCCAGUUCUUGAAUUCAGGAAAUGUACGGCACAGGUUGCAGUUUUACAUUGGGGAUCACCUUCUUCCCUACAACAUGACUGUGUACCAAGCAGUGCGGCAGUAUAGCAUACAGACAGAAGAAGAACGUGAAUCUACAGAUGAUGAAAGUAAUCCUCUAGGAAGAGCUGGUAUUUGGACCAAGACCCAUACUAUUUGGUACAAACCUGUAAGAGAAGAAGAAGAAAGUGUGAAGGAUACAGUAGGGGGAAAGCGAGGACGUGCCCAAACGGCACCCACCAAAACCUCUCCAAGGAACUCGAAGAAACAUGAUGAAUUGUGGCAUGGUAAGGAUGGUGUAUGCCCCAGAAUUUUUAACCCUUUAGAAGCGUACCUCCUCUCUGGGCCACCUGAAAAUAUUACCUUUGAUGACCCAUCUCUGGAUGUGGUGAUCCUUCUGCGGGUUCUCCAUGCCGUCAGCCGAUACUGGUAUUACUUGUACGGUAAUGCUGUCUGCAAAGAAAUUAUUCCUACAUCAGAGUUUAUUAACAGCAAGCUAGCUGCAAAGGCGAACAGGCAGCUACAGGAUCCUCUGGUUAUCAUGACUGGAAACAUCCCAACCUGGUUAACAGAGCUUGGGAAAAGCUGUCCAUUCUUUUUUCCGUUUGAUACUCGGCAAAUGUUGUUUUACGUAACGGCGUUUGACCGAGAUCGGGCUAUGCAGAGACUGCUGGACACCAACCCAGAGAUCAACCAGUCAGACUCUCAGGACAGCAGAGUAGCACCAAGGCUGGAUAGAAAAAAACGCACUGUGAAUAGAGAAGACCUUCUGAAGCAGGCAGAGUCUGUGAUGCAAGACUUAGGGAGCUCACGGGCCAUGCUGGAGAUUCAGUAUGAAAAUGAAGUUGGGACAGGACUGGGACCUACUCUGGAGUUUUAUGCACUUGUAUCUCAGGAAUUACAAAGAGCUGACCUCAGCCUUUGGAGGGGGGAAGAAGCAACACUCUCUAAUCCAAAAGGAAGCCAAGAAGGGGCCAAGUACAUUCAUAACCUGCAAGGACUAUUUGCUCUUCCUUUUGGAAGAACGGCAAAGCCAGCACACAUUGCCAAGGUUAAGAUGAAAUUCAGGUUCCUUGGCAAACUUAUGGCAAAAGCCAUCAUGGACUUCAGACUGGUCGACAUUCCUCUUGGUCUCCCAUUUUACAAGUGGAUGUUAAGGCAGGAAUCCUCCUUGGCCACCCAUGACCUGGUUAAUAUUGAUCCGGUGGUGGCCAAGUCAGUUUAUCACUUGGAGGACAUUGUAAGACAAAAGAAAAGGCUGGAACAGGAUAAAGCACAGACCAAAGAGAGUCUGCAGUUUGCACUUGAAAGCUUGAAUAUGAAUGGCUGCUCUGUGGAAGAUCUGGGGCUGGACUUUACUUUACCAGGGUUUCCCAACAUUGAACUUAAGAAAGGGGGAAAGGAUGUUCCCGUUACCAUUCACAAUCUGGAGGACUAUGUUCGGCUUGUCAUCUAUUGGGCGCUAAAUGAAGGCGUGUCCAGACAACUUGACUCGUUUAGAGAUGGCUUUGAAUCUGUUUUCCCUCUUAACCACCUACAGUAUUUCUAUCCAGAGGAGCUGGAUCAGCUUUUGUGUGGAAGUAGAGCUGACCCUUGGGAUGUGAAAACACUGAUGGAGUGCUGUAGACCAGACCAUGGAUACACACAUGACAGCCGGGCUGUGAAAUUCCUUUUUGAAAUCCUUAGCAGUUUUGAUAAGGAACAACAGAGACUUUUCCUCCAGUUUGUCACUGGAAGCCCCAGACUACCAGUUGGAGGUUUUCGGAGUCUGAACCCUCCUUUGACAAUAGUCCGGAAGACUUUUGAAGCCACAGAAAACCCAGAUGAUUUCCUUCCUUCAGUUAUGACUUGUGUGAACUACCUUAAAUUGCCAGAUUAUUCUAGCAUUGACGUUAUGCGUGAGAAACUGUUAAUGGCUGCACGCGAAGGACAACAGUCAUUCCACCUUUCCUGAUCCUGAAGGACUUUUUACGGAGCCCCCUUGAUGGAUUAGUAAAAUCAUGAUUUCUUUUCUAAAUGUAUCACAGAGUCAAGGCCACAUAUUUUGCCUUGUUGUAAAGAACCCGGCUCAGACAGUUGCAAUUGUUUUCAGACACACUCAAAAUGCAGAGACACACUAGAUCCAUUAAGCUGCCCCUGGACAUCUAAGAUUGAUCAGGCUCAAAAGAUUUGUGACAUGUUUGUUUAAAACCUUUUUUUUGCUUAAAUUAUCCUUUAUUUGAAGAGUGAAGUUUUAAAUUGCUUUUGCCGUGCGACUUUAAAAGCGGAGGGAUCACAAAACUUACUCAAAAAAACAUAAAAAAUGGUAAUGUUUUGAAGCUGGUACCUUAGAUACUGCCGUGCGGUUAAAAAUAGCCGGUCUGUGUGUAUCCAUAUGGCUCCCUUCCAGAUUCAGAAGUGGAAAGAAACUCCAAUAUGACAUAGUUCUGUGGGCAGUCACUUCACAGCUUUUUCCCAUUCUGAUAUUGGAAAUGUGCAAUUUAGUUUCCUGGGUCGCUCAGACUGAUGUCGAGCCCUUUAUUUAUAAGCCUUUGGGGCAGGAGAAUGGCAGUUAUUUGGCCACAUUCUCAAAUGUUUCCCUCAUUUCUUUGUACCAGCCUUUUUACUUCAUCGUUUACACACAAUAUAAAAAGCAGAGUGGUGUUUUUUUUCCCUUCAAAAAUGUAAAACAAACCCUGGCUAGCCUGUAUUCACUAUACAGCCAUAGCAUUUGACAUUAUUGUACAUUUUAAAAAAAAUCUCUAUAAAAACGCAGUUUAAUUCUCUGUUUAAAGUCAUUUUCUUUCUCUUGAGUUUUGAGUUUUUUUUUUUUAUUAUUAUUAUUCUGGUUGUAGUUUUGGAAAGAAAAUGAAAGCGUUUAGGUUCUGGCACGGAUAAAGCAUUCACCGUGUCCUGUUCUAUGUGCUGAAUUCUCAGAUCCGCAAUAAUCUACUUCAUCAGGUUCAUGUUUUUACCUGAAUAUAAAUAAAACAGAAAAAAAUUUUGCUUCAUGUUUAACUUAUUUUUGUGCCACUUAAAGAAUUCUGCAGCAACAUAAAAAAUAUUUUCUUUUCA